AUGGAAGUGGAGAUAAAGAGUGGUUGGCAGUUGGAGGGAGUCAAAGUUUAUAUGACUGAAGUGUGUAUGAAAAAGAGGGUCUUAUACAGCAUGAAUGAUGAGACAGAUGGAGUAAAUGUAAGUAAAUGUAAUAUAAAAUACAUGAUGACCAAUGAUGGCGUUUGUCUCCAACGUGGCACAGACCUCCUCCCCGAUAUAACAAUUUUGACGCCAUCUCCGGACAAUUAUGUCGUGCAGAACCAAAGUUAUUUAAUUACCUGGUCGUAUAGCGGGAAUGUCCCUGAUCAGAUAUCGAUAAAGCUCGCUGACGAACGACCAACCAACAAAUCAUUCGCAGGAAACCUCGGAAUCGGAAACGUUGCCACCUCUACGAAACAAUUCAAUUGGACCAUAGGCACCGACAGAGCAGUCGGUGACGACUACGAGAUUAUAUUCAUUAGCAAUUCAAAUGAUACGUCGGCAACCCCGUCUCCAGUAGCACAAAGUGGAAAAUUUAGCAUUAAAGCUGCUGGAACUCCCCCGUCGACCAAUAAGACUUCUAACAGUACCACUAAUGGUGAUAAUAGUAAGAAUAGCACUAGUACCACAUCAGGUGAUGGUGGUGAUAAUAAAACAACGCCAACAAACAGUUCAAAACCAAAUAGCGCAUCAUCAAAUAGUUCCUCAUUUGGUUUUGCAAUCUUCUUGAUUGCUAUCGUUAGUUUCUUACUUCAUCAUUGA
Ambispora leptoticha is the source of this 720-nucleotide messenger RNA. NCBI's taxonomy places the organism in Eukaryota, Fungi, Glomeromycota, Glomeromycetes, Archaeosporales, Ambisporaceae. The record is from the annotation of a GenBank genome assembly.